AUUAAUUCCAAUGGUGUUGGAGGCGGAAAUGUAUUUGUUGAAGCUUUGUCUCCUUCAGGGAAACUGAGGAAGUGCACAGUUGUAGAAAAUGAUGGUGUAUAUACCGCCACAUUCACUCCAGAUGAAAUUGGUGAAUGGAAAAUUAUAGUUACCUAUGCAGGUGAACACAUACAAGGCAGCCCAUUUAUGUGCUAUGUAUAUGACCCCUUAAAAGUGAAGGUGCAAGGUUUAGGGCCUACACUUAAAGGCAAAGAUAAAACAUUUAUUAUAGAUGCCAGUUCUGCAGGCUGGGGAGAGAUGAAGAUUGAAUUAUUCCACAACUCAUUUCCUGUUCCUUUAGUAAUUGACCAGCAAGGAAAUGGAAUCUAUAAAGUGUCAUUUAACCCAUCUCAUUCUGGGCGUUAUCAGCUUAAUGUUACAUUUAAUUCCAUAAACAUUAAAGGAUCUCCAUUUACUUUCAAGGUUGCAGAAAGUGACAAGGAUUUAAAAGGGACUGAUAUUGAAAGUCGUAUUGAAGAAAAUAAAAUGAAAAAAGAAAGGCAUAUCCCCAUCAAAGAAAUUCAGCGUAAUCAUAUAUCUUUGGAUGGCCCUGCUAUAACUCCUACAAAAGUAUUUGAAAAUCAUACUCACUCAAAAGUCUCUGAAGCUAUAAAUAAACAGAGCAAUGGCAGCAUUUAUUCAAGUAAAGAAAAUGUUUAUCAGUCAGUAAAUACAGAAAAAUUUACACAUAUUAAAGCUAUGAAUAAUGCAAAUUUAAAUCAAGAAAACUUAAGCUUCUUACAAAGAGCUGAAUUAGUGAAUAGCAAACUAAUGGCUCAUAAAGAUGACUCUAAACGGUCUAAAGCUCCUGCACCCCCUACUCCCAAAAAGCCUGUUUCAUAUGACAAUGGCAUAAAUAGUUUGACUUCUAAAGAAGCUGAAAAAUCUAUUGAGUCUCAGAAGCAGUCAUCAAAAAUUAUGAAUGAAAAUUCACAGUUUUUAACUGAGCAGCAUAUUUUAACUCAGUACACAAGUCAGCAUACUGGACUUCAGAAAAUAUUUUCAGAAAAUGUUGAAGGCCAAGGUGUUAAGCCAAAAGUUUUUCUAAAAAAGGUAAAAGAUGCUCGGGAAAAUGAUGGAGUGUUAUUAAAUCCUAAUAUAAAACAUGCUUUAAAUGAGUAUUCAUGUAUUCCAUCUUCUACAAAAUAUAAAAAAGAAGUGAUAGAUAUUACACAAGUGAAAGCUGAAGGGGAAGGUCUGAAACUUGUUCCUGUAAAGCAACCUGCUACAUUUGUACUGCAUGCUCCAUGGUUGAAACAAGAUGAUAUUCAAGUUACAGUUACAGCACCAUCAGGCAGAGAAAUACCUUUUAGACUGGAAUUUGUUAGUCAUGGAAAGUAUCAAGUUGAAUACAUAACACCAGAAGUUGGAGAACAUUCCAUUGAAGUUAACAUAGCAGGGAAACAACUUAUUGGUAGUCCAUUUCACUGUUUUGCUUAUGAUGCUUCACAAAUAAAAGUUGGAAAAAUCCCAAAUGGAACAGUUGGUAAACCUGUUGAAUUUGAAAUUAAUGGGGCUGAGGCUGGAUCAGGCAAUCUAGAAAUUUUGGUAAAUGGUGGUCAUGUGACAAGCAAUGUUCAAAGUUUGGGAAAUUACUGCUUUCUGGCUUCUUUCAUUCCUCAUACUGCAACAACCCACACAAUUGAAAUGAAGUUCAAUGGCCAUCAUGUGCCUGGUUCUCCCUGGAAAUGUGAAGUGAGUGAAAUGGGAAAGAAUCUGUCUGUGAGAGGAGAAUGCUUCAAAUCUUUCAGAAUAAGACAUCCUACAUCAUUUGAGAUAACUGCUGUAGGGUAUAGCAAAGAUGAUAUCAAAGUUAAUAUUUAUGGUCCAGCAGUGAUUGCAAUUCCAUCAAAAAUAAUAGAAAUAGGCAGUGGAAUAUACCAAGUAGAAUUUUUUGUUUUUGAAGUUGGAAGUUACUCGAUACAUGUCAUUGUUGAUGGCCAUCAUUUACCUGGAAGUCCUUUUACAGCAAAAGCUUACUCUUCAUCUGAUAUCCAUGUCUUGGAUAUACCUCAAACAUGUCUAGUGGGACAUAGUUGUCAAUUUCAAGUUGAUGCAUCUCUAGCUGGUGAAGGUCAGUUGGAAAUCUCAGUUAAUGAUGGAAAAGUACCAAAUCAAGUUCAAGUUUUGGGAAAUGGCCGCUGUCUUGUGAGUUUUCGACCUGAAUCUUCUGGACCACAUACCAUUGAUAUGAAGUUUAAUGGAGAAAAUGUUCCUGGAUGCCCUAAAGUAGUAGAAGCAACUGAGUCAUCAUAUUCCGUUGAACUUUCCACUCAAGAUUUAGUACCAGUCAACCGAAUAGCUCAUUUUUCUGUCAGUGUCAAAGGAGGAAGAGAAGCUGAUUUGAAAGUUUUUGUUUCAUCUCCAUCUGGUGUGAAGAUACCUGCAAAAUUGUUUGCUGAUCCCAAAAGUGGUUUUAUUGGAGACUUUUUACCAAAAGAAGUUGGUCCACAUUUAUUGUUCAUUGAAUAUGGUGGAAGGAAGGAUAUCAGCUCUCCAUAUACUAUUAAAGUGUACGAUGCAUUACAGGUGAAAGUUAGCAAAAUUGGUGAUGGAACAUUGGGAAAAAAUUAUCAGUUUACUGUGGAUGCAAGUCAUGCUGGUGAAGGUAAUUUAGAAAUCACUGUCAGUGGGCAAGGACGUAAUAUUCCAACUCAAGUUCAUCCUUUAGGCAGUGCAAAGUUUGCAGUUUCAUUUAUACCAUCAGAAAUGAUUGAUCACUUCAUCAGUAUUUCAUUCAAUAAAGAAGCUGUGCCAGGUAGUCCAUUUAAGGUGAAAUUAGUAGAAUCUCCUAGCAAAGUGUCUGUGUCUGGAUCAAACCUUGUGGCUGCUGCUAUAAACAAAACUGCUUGCUUUAUUGUUCAUGGUGUUACAUCAGAUAACCCUAAUUUCUCCAUUGAGAUUCAAGGUCCUGAUGGAAGUAAUAUUCCGUACAAAAUUAAAGAUUUACCUGAAAAUGCAGUGAAAGUUGAGUUCUCCCCUCUGAAAACAGGUGAAUACAGUAUUCAUGUACUUGUAAACAGUAGUCCAGUAGGAGAAAGCCCAUUUAUCACAAAAGUUUAUGAUCUCAAGCAAAUUAAAGUGAAAGAAAUUCCUAGAGGAACAGUUGGAAAGCCAGUGACAUUUAUAGUUGAAACAUCUAAUGCUGGACCAGGAAACUUGGAAGUUACUGUUAAUAAAGGUCAAGUUGCAACAGUUCCUCAGGCACAAAGUCCAACACAGUAUGCAAUAUCCUUCACUCCUCAGGAAGCAAAGUGUCAUAUUAUAGAUUUGAAGUUCAAUGGAGAACCUGUUCCAGGAAGCCCAUUUGAGUGCCUCGUAGUUGAUUCAACAAAAAUUAAAGUAAAAGGAGAUGGUAUUGAAAAGGUUGCUGUAAAUACACCAGCAUCAUUUAUCAUAGACUGUGGUGGUGUUGAUGUAGGAGAAAUUCACUGCACAGUUUUUGGACCAAACCAACUUCCAUUGAAAUCUUUUAUUCAUGGAAAUUACAAUAGUGGGUAUAAAGUAGAAUAUACUGCAGUUGAAGUUGGGGAUCAUGCUGUAGAUAUAAGAGUUGAUGGGCAACCUAUUGCUUCCAGUCCAUAUUUGGUGAAAGUAUAUGAUGCAUCACGUGUGAAAGUUACAGAUAUUGGAUCUGGAGUUGUUGGAAAGCCUGUUUAUUUCAGCAUUGAUGCAAGUCAAGCUGGAGCUGGAAACCUGGAGAUUAUUGUGUCAGUUGGUGGUAGAAAUGUUCCAAACUAUGUUCAGUCAGAAGGCAAUGCCAGAUUUAGAGUAAAUUUUAAGCCUACUGAAGCACAGACUCAUACUUUGAGUGUUAAAUUUAAUGGAGAACCUGUACCAGGUAGUCCUUGUUACAUAAAAGUUACAGAUAGCAGUCAGUCUGUGGUUACUGGAUCAUCUUUAAGAAUGACUUCUUUGUCACAAGGAGCACAUUUUACUGUAGAUACGAGAGGAUUUGAAAAUGGAAACUGUAAAGUUGUUGUUACUGGUCCAACAAUUAAGAAUGUUCCUGUGACUGUUAAUAAAACAUCUAGUACCACAUUUGAUGUUACUUUCAAUCCUCAAGAAGUUGGUCCUCAUCAAGUUUUGGUAACACUAGAUGAUGUUCCUUUGCCAGGGAGUCCAUUUACUUGCAAUGUGUAUGAUGUUUUUAAAGUAAAAGUAUCUAAACUAGUCCCUGGUUUUGUAGGAAAGCCUUGCACCUUUCAAGUGGAUGCAUCCCAAGCAGGGGAAGGAACAUUAGAACUUGUUGUAACUACACGGAAGUCAUCAGUUAGAGCAGAAGUAUCAAUGAGAAGUCGUGGUCUUUAUGAUGUUACUUUCGUACCUCAGGAUAAAAUCUCUCAUUAUGUUAAUAUUACAUUUAAUGAAGAAGAUGUUCCAGGUAGUCCUUUCAAAAUUGAAGUUCAUCAUCCUUCAUCUGGUAAAGGAGGAUCAGUGAUUGCAAAUGGAGAAGGUUUAAAGCAAGGUCUAGUUGGAUCUAUGAAUAUUUUUGAUAUUGAAACAAAUGGCUUAGAGGGAGACAUAGAAGUAAAAGUAACAGGUCCUAAUGGGAAUGCUGUUCCUGCAUCAGUUAUUAAUAUGAAGCAUGGCAGUCACAGAGUAGAAUAUCAACCACAUGAAAUUGGAACUUACAAAGUUGAAGUCCUUCAUCAAGGCAAUACAAUUUCUAGCAAGCCAUUCCUUGUUGAAAUAUGUGAUCCAAGCAGAGUAAAAGUAAUUGAUGUUGAAGAUGGAAUUAUUGGAAGGGAACAAAUUUUUAAAGUUGAUGUGUCUCGAGCUGGAAGAGGUACUUUAAACAUAUCCAUUACUUCAUCAGGCCGAGAUGUUAAGUAUAAUUUGAGAGAAAUCAACCCGGGAAUGUACGAAGUUGCGUAUGUGCCACUUUCAGAUCACCCUCAUAAAAUAGAUGUAUAUUAUAAUGGUCAUCAGGCACCAGGGUGCCCCCAAAUUGUAGAAAUCCGUGAUCCAAGUCAUUCCAUCAUAGCUCAUGGAUCUGGAUUGAAAUCCUCACCUUGUGGAAAAACUGCUUCAUUUUUUAUUGAAACUGGAGGAUUUGGAGAAGCAAAAGACUUUGAUAUCAUAGUUAUUUCUCCUCUUGGUUCUCCUCUGCCUGUUAAAUGCUACCAGCAGAAAGAUGGAAGCUUGCUUGCAGAAUGGUCAGCACAGCAAGCAGGAAAUCAUAAGAUUGAGGUACUUUAUGCUGGAAAACCAAUAUCAGGAUCACCGUUUUCAUGCCAGGUAUUUGAUGCAACUAAAGUUGCUUUGCAGAAAAUUAAAACUACUACAUUUGCUGUGGGAGAAAAUAUAUCCUUUACUUUGAACCGUAGGGAUGCUGGUUAUGCUGAAUUAGAUGUCACAGUUACAAGUCCAUUGGGAAGGCAUUUGCCAAUUGAAGUGAAAGGCACUUCAGAUGGUGAAGGGGAACUCAUUGAAUUCACUCCAACAGUUCCUGGAAAAUAUAAAAUUGCAAUAACAUAUGGAGGAAUCGAAGUACCAGGUAGCCCAGUCACUUUCAUUGCACAAGAUAGUGGAGUUCCAAAAGUGGAGGGAUCUGGUCUCACUGUUGCUCAAGUUGGAUGUUCAGCUUCUUUUAAAAUAAUAUCAAAAGGACUGUGGGGUCAUCCACAAGUUACAGUAGAUGGACCAGAAACUGAAGCCGAUGUUAUCAUUAAAGAAGAAGAAGAGGGUGUAUAUAUAGUUUCUUAUGUUCCUCAGGAAACUGGUCUUUUCGAUGUCAAAAUUUUGUGGAAUAACAAAGAAAUUCCUGGAAGUCCAUACCAUCCACGUGUGGUAAAUAGUGCUAAAAUGAGGGUUAUUGGUGGGCUUGAAAAUGUAGUUGAUGAGCACAAUCACAUUCCUCUUGUUGCUGGUGAAGAAAAGCGCAUUCCAUUUGAUAUAUCUGAUGCUGGCCCAGGAAAACCAAGAGCUGAAGUUAGAGGCCCUUCUGGUAUGAUACCUUCAAAAUUUGAUCAGACUGGUAGCCAUAGGUAUCAUCUUGUAUUUACGCCUAAGGAAGGAGGAGAGCAUCAGAUUUAUGUAUAUUUUGCUGACAUACCACUUCCCGCAUCUCCAUUCCUUGGAUAUGCUGAAGAGCUUGGACCUGCUCCAGAUCAUACCCGUGUUGUUUUACGAGGUCAUGGAUUAACUGGUGCGAAAGUAGGCGAGGAAGCUGAAUUUAUAAUUGAUGGGUCAGAAGCAGGACCAGGUUCACCUGAAGUUACUCUUGGUGGUGUAAAAGCAGACAUUCCAGUCCAAAUACUUCCAGUUGGUAAUAAUGUAUACAAAGUUCUUUAUACACCCAGUGUGCAAGGAGCAUAUUUAUUGAAUGUUAUGUGGUCUGAGCGUCAAGUGAAAGGAUGCCCUCUGAAAGUAACUGUUACUGCUGGUUGUGAUGCUGAGAAAGUGUCUUGUUCCGGGGAUGGUCUCCGUGGUGGAACUGUAGGCAAAGAAAUAAAAGCUUUCAUUGAUACUAGGAAAGCUGGACCAGGUGAAUUAACAGCUCACUGCAUGGGCCCUCAUAAAGUAGCUUAUUGUGAAUUAUAUGAUCAUAGAGAUGGCACGUUUACUUUAUAUUUAAAACCACAAGAAGGUGGACGUCAUGUACUCACUGUAAAAUAUGGAGGAGAACAUGUGCCAGGUAGUCCAUUUACAAUACGUAUUGCUGGUGCCCCAGAUGCUUCCAAAGUAAGAGUUUAUGGCCCUGGGAUUGAACCUGGUGUCUUGGCUACAUACCAAAGUCGAUUCAUUUGUGACACUAGAGGAGCAGGUGCUGGGCAACUUACAGUACGAAUUCGGGGCCCAAAAGGAGCCUUUCGGGUUGAAAUGCAACGGGAAAGCCAGAAAGAUAGAACUAUUCUUUGCAAGUAUGAUCCUACAGAGCCUGGUGAUUAUCGUCUAGAAGUGAAGUGGUCCGGAGAACAUGUACCAGGUUCUCCAUUUAUGGUGAUGAUAUUUGAUACUCAAGAAGAGCUUAAUCAUUAUAUACAGGGACAGUAUCAGGCGCAAAGUGGAGGACCACCACCUUUACCUCCAGCUGAUUAUUUUGGUGGUAGUUUAACAUAUAGUACUGGUUUUGGUCAAAUGUCUUGGAGGGGAUCUACUGCCGAACUUUAAAGUUUAUACAUAAUUGCAGAACUUUUAUCCCUACCUUCAAUCCGUCCAAGAUCACUGUAUACAAUUCAUUUUCAUCUUGAUAACAUUUCUGUUAUUAAUGGCUUUAAAUUUAAUAUACUUAUAUAAGAAGAGAUAUUUUAGGUCAUUUAGUGUUAAUACAAUACAAGGGUAUUUCAUAAAUCAUAUCAAUGUUAAAAAAGCAUGUAAGAGUUUGGAUUAAUAGUUUCAAAACUCAAAUUCUAAAGAUAUGUACAUGGAAGUUAGCAAUCUCAUUUUACUGUAAAAAUUAUUAUUUCAUAGUAUAGUUAUAUUAACACUUUAUCUGAUCUUUUAUUGUAAAAUAUAAAAUUCAUUUAAAAGAGAAAGUUUUGUUUUUAAAAUGUAUCUUUGACUUAAACAUGUUUAAUGGCAUUAAUAUUUUUUAUUUUUCAGAAGCAAUUAUAUAUUGUAAUGUAUGAAAGAAAAUAUAUAAGUAAUUGUAUAGUAGCUACUGCUUGCAAGGUAGCCAUUUUAAAAUUGAUUUUUUUCCCUUGAUAUAUUUUCAUUAGAGUUUAAUUUUCUCCUUUAGUUCCUAUAUGGAAAAAGGCAUAUCUUUAAAAAAUAGAAUAUGAAGAAUUAUUAAAUUUAUCAAUUAAAUCUGCUUCUUCUAAUGUAAGAACAGCUUUAGAGUUAUUUUAUAACUGUUCAUUUUCUAUGUGAAAUAUGUUCACUUAAAUUUUUUGUUCACAAAAUGGAUUUCAAAAUUUCUUUUUAUCACUCAUAAUUGUGUUCCUUUAUUUCCCCAAAAUAGUUUUAGUGAUAAUUAAAAAUGUAUAUUAAAAUUAAUAUUUUAAACAUGCUGAUAUUUUUAUAAUUUUUUUCUUAUUAUUUUGUUUAUGGAAGAAAUCAAACUUUGUAAAUUU
Molecule: messenger RNA, 8057 nt
Organism: Stegodyphus dumicola
Lineage: Eukaryota; Metazoa; Arthropoda; Arachnida; Araneae; Eresidae
Gene: jbug
Product: filamin-type immunoglobulin domains fbug
Biological process (GO): actin cytoskeleton organization
Molecular function (GO): actin filament binding
Source: RefSeq, a predicted model, not a curated record